AAUUCCAUUCUGUAAAAUGAAAGCCGAAGGGUGAACUAACUUGGGAGGAGAGAGAGUCCGAGUCAUGGCACACGGCUUCAAAUUGUUUUCCAUUAUAUCCCUUGUGCUGCUGCUCCUUUUUGCAAACGCCCAGAAAUGGAAAACUGCACAAACUUGAAUACACCGAAGCUUUCUGAAGGAUUGUUUCCAGGAAUCUCCAGAUCUGGUCUGAUAUUCUGAAAAAUUGUUCAGUGCACUUCCAAGUCUCAAAUAUUAUUUAUAGGGAAGUGGAUGAUCUUCCCAUAGAAAGAAUGCACACCCCAAGAACAGGUUGGCGAGUAUUUAUGGGUGUUUCGAUUCGUUUGAUCUUUCAUGGUCCUCAACCUUCGAUCACACUUGUGAAUAAUUAAGCUAUAAAAUCCUCAGCCUCUUAUGCUUCUGUCCAAAAGAUCUCCCAGUUAAACAAUGACGAAGCCAUUUGUAAAAUGCCCAAAGUUAACAAUCGGCUGACCUAUGCCACUUGUAAGCUGCAAGCUUCGAGAAUCCAAUAAUGCAGAUCCUUUUGAAACCUUUAUUGGGAAUACAAUAACUUUGAUGUUCAGAGUAGUGGCACCACUGAUAAAACCAAUACCAAUAUUCAGAUGGAGAAUUUCUCAGAUGGAGAAUAUAUGGCUACUAAAAAAUGAGGUGUUGGAAUGGGGUGGAGAUGCCGACUCGGUUGAGGUAUUUAUAAUGUUUUCUCCCUGGUGGAUUAAUUUUGAACAGGUAUCCAAGUUUGACAGCUGUAUUAUUUGCCUUUUCCACUUCAACCGAGGAGCUGUGUUUUUUGCACGUGAACCGAGAUGAAGAGACAGCUUGGUGUGCGCACGCCUUGGAACAGCCUGGCCAGACUUGAUGGGUGCUUUAGAAUGUGUGUAUUGUUGAACUUUAAUUAAUGUUUCUAAUGUGCAUGAGUAAACAUAAAGUUUCGUAAUGUAGCUUUCUGUAAAUAGCGGCCCAAUUUCUGCCAAUUUGGCACUGUACACGUCUGAAAAAUUCGGCCCAGCUGUUUGAUUUCAUCAUUAAUUGAUGUUGUGCAAUUUUACCCUUCACAGGGCUAUUUAUGUAAUUUACGUUAUGGACUCUUACCUUAGGACUUUGGGC
Molecule: messenger RNA, 1122 nt
Organism: Cuscuta epithymum
Lineage: Eukaryota; Viridiplantae; Streptophyta; Magnoliopsida; Solanales; Convolvulaceae
Source: the annotation of a GenBank genome assembly